Messenger RNA from Rhodotorula toruloides NP11, 813 nucleotides. RefSeq lists its product as uncharacterized. The transcript has 3 exons. Bases 1 to 813 code for a protein of 270 amino acids. The record is from RefSeq and is a predicted model, not a curated record. Lineage: Eukaryota; Fungi; Basidiomycota; Microbotryomycetes; Sporidiobolales; Sporidiobolaceae.
AUGUCCAUCGUCUCGCUUGUGCCGGAAGUCUAUGUCGACGUGAAACGCAUUCCUGACUUCUUGCCUUGGGGUCUGCGCUACAACGCUUUCUACCCGUACUCCGACCUCUUCUCUCACAUCGUCAACACCCAAGCCACCGCUCCGCCCUGGGACGCCGAGCUCGAGGCGUACUAUCGCACCUUUCACCCCGACGUGUGGCUGUAUCUGAUGAUGGACCAUCAUACGGAUGCGAGCGCGUUAGAGAGCUUGCGAGGCAGACUGGACGCGCUUCGGCAGUCGGGACUCGUCGAGGACUCGCAUACUGGCGCCGCUCUGGAGGACCUAGAGGUGGCGAUAGGCAUGGUCGAGGCGAGGCUGCGGAAGAGAUGGGAAAAGAUCUUCGGGUUGAGGGACAUUCGCGACAAGUACUUCAGGAUGCACGGCGUCUACGCAGGCGGAACCGACUACUACUGCGUCGACGACCAUUUGAACGAUCUGCAAUUCCCAGCGCCCGCAGCCGCCCAGCACUCCCUGUGGCCGCUCUCGUACCGACCCGAAGGUAACGAUGCAACGGUGCGACUUGACGACGACGUCGAUUGGACCCGAUACACUCUGCCGGAUCGCCCGACAGCCAGAUCUGAGGACGAGCGGAGGCGGCGCGAGGGGCAGAGGGCGGAGCAGGACGCGGAAGGACGCGAAGCUGCACCUAGAGCGCCGCGAUGGGACGACGAAGCGGCGCCUCUCCUCGCCGCGCCCGUCGAUGAAGCGCGCUCGUCCGGCUUCUCCUUCAGUUUCUCCGGUCUACUUCGCCAUCGCCCUACUCAAGCUGUAUAG